UUGAUAUACCCACUUUUUUAUUUGAAAGAUGAUUGCUACUUUUGUUCUUUGUGUCCUGUUUUACAAAUCCGUGACUGGAGUCUGUCCUGAAGCGUGUAACUGUACAAAGUAUUUUAACAGUAUCGGGUUAUUUAAAGGGAUUUUGGUUGACUGCUCUAGUAAAGCAUUAACAGAGAUACCUGCCAACUUCCCAAAAGACACUUAUGAAUUAAUCCUUUUCGCCAACAACUUAUCAACAAUACGGGGAAAUGCUUUUAAUGGUCUUUCAAAACUACGGACACUAGACCUAUCCCACAGCAGGAUAACCAGUCUACAGACAAAUGCAUUUAUUGGUCUGUCAAGGCUAUGGGUUCUAGACCUAUCCAGUAACAGACUAGCCAGUAUUCUGGUAAAUGCAUUUAAUGGUCUGUCAGGACUGUCGACUCUAUACCUAUCCCACAACAGGAUAACCAGCAUACACGAGAAUACAUUUAAUGGUCUGUCAAGACUAUCGCUUCUUGCAAUAUAUAGUAAUCCUUUUCAUUGUGAUUGUGGGUUGAGAAGCUUUGUCAGAUUUCUUCAAUCAAAGAGAGUUGCCUUGUACAGAGACCAUCCAGAAUGUGCUUCUCCUAGCCAAUUGAAAGGAACCCUGCUCACCAAUCUAUCAGUAUCAAGCUUGAGGUGUCCUCCCAGUGACAUUGUUACCACGCAUAAUAAAACCGAUGCUGAGAUGAGAACAUCGUCAUUGACCUUGUCUGUCUGGGAAAUUACCCCUCCGACUACGUUUUCUCCAAAUAAUGCUGUUGUUUUCACCACUUCAGAAAAGAAUCAUUAUAUAUAUGUCCAGAAGUUAUGUCAGCAGAAUUCCUCCCUCGUGUUGCCCCAUCCCAGGGAAUGUCAGCUAUAUUACGACUGUUCCACCAAAUACAACACCCUUCCUCCCAAUUUUGUGCAGCACAUGAGAGAGUGUCCUUUUCCGGAUCUAUUCUCUCUGCAGACGUUAAGGUGCGAAGACUACAGACAUGUGACAUGCGCAGAAAGAACGGAAUAUAAAACUGCAUGUAAAUAUCGUGCAAAUCAACUCAAUGUCUAUCACGUGAUGUGUGUAGUGCACGAUGUUGAAACACAGGAAACAAUUUCUCCGGGAAUUCUGGGAAAUUCUCUGGACUCCUUACAGGGGAGCAAGGAUAUGAAGGAUAACGCCUUUAUAAAUCCUAACUCACUGGUUAACUCUCGGCUAUCAUUAGAUGCACUUAAGAAAGAUUUAUGCAGCAAUUGAGUGUCUUGAUUUUAUUAUAAUUUUUUAAUCGAUUUUAUUUUAUGUACGUCAUGAUAAAUCACGCAUCUUUAAAUCGAUGACUUGAAUGAAACCAGGGCUUAAUUAUAGCUUUUUGAAGUAGAGAUUUUUAGGUACUUUUAUGUUUGAUCAUUUAAAUCCCACUUAAAGAUGUAUAUAUAUGCAUGUACCUGUUCGAGCAACAAUAAUUUCGGAAAUAUGCAUUUAAUGUACGUCUUGUAUUAUGUUAAGAAGUGUGCCAGAAUUAUAAUUGAUACAAGAAAAAGCAUCUCAAAAUUGUCAAAUGU
Messenger RNA from Saccostrea cuccullata (small rock oyster), 1563 nucleotides. Its product is annotated as slit homolog 1 protein-like. The transcript is spliced from 8 exons. Lineage: Eukaryota; Metazoa; Mollusca; Bivalvia; Ostreida; Ostreidae. Gene Ontology annotation, cellular component: extracellular region; plasma membrane. The coding region runs from base 29 to 1258 and encodes 409 amino acids. Gene Ontology annotation, molecular function: protein binding; chitin binding. The record is from RefSeq and is a predicted model, not a curated record.